AUGCGCCUCUUCUUGUUGCCCGUCUCGACGCGUCGGACGCUGAUCUACUGCGAGCGAGCCCAGGAACAACUCAAGGGAGGAGCGAAACCACCCCUCCAGGAACGCAUCAUCAACAAAGCCUCGCAAACAUGGGCGACCUGGGAAAACGCGGACAAGGGUUGGCAGAAGGCUGUCACCGUCUACGGCAACAAGCUCUUCAGGCGCAUACCUUACGAGGAAUGGGGCCUCAAAUCCAUUCCUCCGGCCACCAAGAAGAGGCUAGAAGAUAUAGAUAAUGGCAGGCUGAAAUUCGAGUGUCUAUAUCCUGGCGCAUUUUUGAAAGAGCAAAACGUCUCCAAGAUCCUCAAGGCGCUCGCAACGGAGCGACAAGGACUCCACAACAAGAAGAUGUGGCAGUGUAUAGCCUGGAUGCCUGUCACUUUGCCCUUCACGCUCGUUCCUAUGUGAGAACACCUGGCUUUGGAGCGCACUACAUGUCUGACCUCUUCUCCGCAGAAUUCCCAAUCUCCCAUUCUUUUACCUUGUCUUUCGCGCCUGGUCGCACUAUAAAGCCCUUUACGGCUCCAGAUUGCUCGAGCACCUUACGAAACACAACCUCAUCCAGAACACCGCUUCGCGACAGAUGGACGAAAUGUAUGCAGCGGGCCUGCUACAUCCUGCGCGAGAGGCGGCUAGGGAUACCUCAAGGCCCACUCAGCAAGAGAUCGAGCAGGUCGCAAAGAUGGUAGAUGCUCAAACGAAUGGCGGACAAGAGGAAGUCAUGCUGCUACAAAGAUGGAACGGGAAGCUGCUUGCUGAGGGUUUCCAUCUGCCCGAGAUGGAAAUCGAAAUCGAAAGAGCUGUGGAGCAGGUUGAGGUUGCGAUCAAGUCCAAGGAAGAACUGGCAGAAGAGAAGGAAGAGGUGCAAUCUGUGAGGAAGCAGAAGACCGCCGAGGCUAACAUCGAGAAGAUAAAGAGCAGUUGA
Messenger RNA from Lecanosticta acicola, 964 nucleotides. Lineage: Eukaryota; Fungi; Ascomycota; Dothideomycetes; Mycosphaerellales; Mycosphaerellaceae. The record is from the annotation of a GenBank genome assembly.